Molecule: messenger RNA, 3127 nt
Organism: Balaenoptera ricei (Rice's whale)
Lineage: Eukaryota; Metazoa; Chordata; Mammalia; Artiodactyla; Balaenopteridae
Gene: GRID2
Product: glutamate ionotropic receptor delta type subunit 2
Exons: 16
Coding region: 43-3066 (1007 amino acids)
Biological process (GO): monoatomic ion transport; modulation of chemical synaptic transmission; synaptic transmission, glutamatergic
Cellular component (GO): plasma membrane; postsynaptic membrane
Molecular function (GO): transmitter-gated monoatomic ion channel activity involved in regulation of postsynaptic membrane potential; glutamate-gated receptor activity
Source: RefSeq, a predicted model, not a curated record
AAGAAAAUCCAUCCUCAAAGACAACAAUCAGCACAGGCGGAGAUGGAAGUUUUCCCCUUGCUCUUGGUUUUGUGCUUCUGGUGGUCUCGAACCUGGGACUCGGCGAGUGCGGAUUCGAUCAUUCACAUCGGAGCAAUUUUUGAUGAAUCUGCCAAAAAGGAUGAUGAGGUGUUUCGCACGGCAGUUGGCGACCUCAACCAGAAUGAGGAGAUCUUACAGACUGAGAAAAUCACAUUUUCGGUAACGUUUGUUGAUGGCAACAACCCUUUUCAAGCAGUUCAAGAAGCCUGUGAACUCAUGAAUCAAGGCAUCUUGGCCCUGGUCAGCUCCAUUGGCUGCACAUCAGCUGGGUCCCUCCAGUCUUUGGCAGAUGCCAUGCACAUCCCCCACCUCUUCAUUCAGCGCUCAACAGCUGGGACCCCAAGGAGUGGCUGUGGACUCACCCGGAGCAACCGGAAUGAUGACUACACUCUCUCUGUUAGGCCACCUGUCUACUUAAAUGACGUUAUCCUGAGAGUGGUCACAGAAUAUGCCUGGCAGAAGUUAAUUAUAUUCUAUGAUAGUGAAUAUGAUAUCCGUGGAAUUCAGGAGUUUUUGGACAAAGUGUCUCAGCAGGGGAUGGAUGUUGCACUUCAGAAGGUAGAAAACAACAUCAAUAAAAUGAUCACCACUCUCUUUGAUACCAUGAGAAUAGAGGAAUUGAAUCGCUAUCGAGACACUCUUAGGCGAGCCAUCCUUGUUAUGAAUCCUGCCACAGCCAAAUCCUUCAUUACUGAGGUUGUGGAGACGAAUUUGGUUGCUUUUGACUGUCACUGGAUCAUUAUAAAUGAGGAAAUAAGUGAUGUGGAUGUACAGGAACUUGUAAGAAGGUCAAUUGGAAGGUUAACCAUCAUUCGUCAGACAUUUCCAGUCCCCCAGAAUAUAAGUCAGCGAUGUUUCCGUGGCAACCAUCGAAUAUCUUCAACGUUGUGUGAUCCAAAGGAUCCAUUUGCUCAGAAUAUGGAGAUUUCAAACCUUUACAUAUAUGACACGGUGCUUCUGCUUGCUAAUGCUUUUCAUAAGAAGCUGGAGGACCGAAAGUGGCACAGCAUGGCUAGUUUGUCAUGUAUCAGAAAAAACUCCAAGCCCUGGCAGGGAGGGCGUUCCAUGCUGGAGACCAUCAAGAAGGGUGGAGUUAGUGGGUUGACUGGAGAGCUAGAAUUUGGAGAAAAUGGAGGCAAUCCCAAUGUCCACUUUGAAAUUCUUGGAACCAACUAUGGAGAAGAGCUUGGCCGAGGUGUUCGCAAACUUGGGUGCUGGACUCCUGUCACAGGGCUGAAUGGGUCCCUGACUGACAAGAAACUGGAGAAUAACAUGCGUGGAGUGGUCCUGCGUGUGGCGACUGUUCUGGAAGAACCUUUUGUAAUGGUCUCUGAAAAUGUCCUGGGUAAGCCAAAGAAAUACCAAGGCUUCUCCAUUGAUGUUUUGGAUGCCUUAUCUAACUACCUGGGUUUUAACUAUGAAAUUUAUGUUGCACCGGAUCACAAGUAUGGAAGCCCACAAGAAGAUGGGACAUGGAAUGGCUUGGUGGGAGAACUAGUGUUUAAGAGGGCCGACAUAGGGAUUUCUGCUUUGACUAUCACCCCAGACCGUGAGAAUGUGGUGGACUUUACAACACGUUACAUGGACUACUCAGUGGGAGUCCUACUUCGAAGGGCUGAAAAGACAGUGGAUAUGUUUGCCUGUCUUGCACCAUUUGAUCUCUCACUAUGGGCUUGCAUUGCUGGCACAGUUCUUCUGGUCGGUCUACUGGUCUACCUCUUGAAUUGGCUUAAUCCCCCAAGAUUACAAAUGGGAUCAAUGACUUCUACCACUCUCUACAACUCCAUGUGGUUUGUGUAUGGAUCCUUUGUGCAGCAAGGUGGGGAAGUCCCAUACACAACUCUGGCUACCCGAAUGAUGAUGGGGGCUUGGUGGCUAUUUGCUUUGAUUGUCAUCUCAUCUUACACAGCAAACCUUGCUGCUUUCCUCACUAUCACCCGCAUUGAAAGCUCCAUCCAGUCUCUCCAGGACCUUUCCAAGCAAACAGAUAUCCCUUAUGGCACAGUCCUGGACUCGGCGGUGUAUGAACAUGUUCGCAUGAAGGGAAUGAAUCCUUUUGAGAGGGACAGCAUGUAUUCCCAAAUGUGGCGGAUGAUCAACCGAAGCAAUGGAUCAGAGAAUAACGUUCUGGAGUCCCAAGCAGGCAUUCAAAAGGUAAAAUUUGGAAAUUAUGCUUUUGUAUGGGAUGCAGCUGUAUUGGAAUACGUGGCUAUCAAUGACCCAGACUGCUCCUUUUACACCAUUGGGAAUACUGUUGCUGAUCGAGGAUAUGGAAUUGCAUUGCAGCAUGGCAGUCCUUACCGGGAUGUUUUUUCACAAAGGAUCCUGGAGCUUCAGCAGAAUGGCGACAUGGACAUCCUGAAGCACAAAUGGUGGCCCAAGAAUGGCCAGUGUGACCUGUACUCCUCAGUGGACACAAAGCAGAAAGGAGGUGCCCUGGACAUAAAGAGCUUUGCAGGGGUUUUUUGUAUCCUGGCUGCGGGGAUCGUCCUCUCCUGCUUUAUAGCCAUGCUGGAGACGUGGUGGAACAAGAAGAAAGGCUCCAGGGUCCCAUCAAAAGAGGAUGACAAGGAAAUUGACCUGGAGCACCUCCAUAGACGUGUAAAUAGCUUGUGCACAGAUGACGACAGCCCCCAUAAACAGUUUUCCACCUCGUCAAUUGACUUGACCCCUCUGGACAUUGACACUUUGCCAACACGACAAGCACUGGAGCAAAUCAGUGAUUUCAGGAACACUCAUAUUACCACAACAACCUUUAUCCCAGAGCAGAUCCAGACUCUUAGCCGUACACUGUCAGCUAAAGCUGCCUCUGGUUUCGCUUUUGGCAACGUGCCUGAGCACCGAACUGGCCCUUUUAGGCACAGGGCACCUAAUGGGGGCUUUUUCAGGAGUCCUAUAAAAACAAUGUCAUCUAUUCCUUAUCAACCAACUCCUACCCUGGGGCUCAAUCUGGGUAAUGAUCCAGACCGAGGCACCUCCAUAUGAGCAUCCAACAAAAUCUCUUCACUGUUUCUUUCGUAGGACUCCCUUUGCAAGGAGCGACUGU